Molecule: messenger RNA, 720 nt
Organism: Phodopus roborovskii (desert hamster)
Lineage: Eukaryota; Metazoa; Chordata; Mammalia; Rodentia; Cricetidae
Gene: Dynlt1
Product: dynein light chain Tctex-type 1
Exons: 5
Coding region: 29-370 (113 amino acids)
Biological process (GO): microtubule-based movement
Cellular component (GO): cytoplasm; cytoplasmic dynein complex
Molecular function (GO): dynein intermediate chain binding
Source: RefSeq, a predicted model, not a curated record
GCGGCGGCGGGGACGCGCUGGAGGAAAGAUGGAAGACUUCCAGGCUUCCGAGGAGACUGCAUUUGUUGUUGAUGAAGUGAGCAACAUUGUAAAGGAGGCUAUAGAAAGUGCCAUUGGUGGCAAUGCCUACCAGCACAGCAAAGUCAAUCAGUGGACCACAAAUGUCGUAGAGCAGACUCUGAGCCAACUCACCAAGCUGGGGAAGCCAUUUAAAUACAUUGUGACCUGUGUGAUUAUGCAGAAGAACGGAGCUGGGUUACACACUGCAAGUUCCUGCUUCUGGGACAGCUCCACGGAUGGGAGCUGCACAGUGCGAUGGGAGAACAAGACCAUGUACUGUAUAGUCAGUGCCUUCGGACUGUCCAUCUGACCUCGCCAGCCCGCACCUCCCUCCCGUCUCAGCCUUUCUGUUUCUUCUUACCACGAGCUACGAGCUGGGCGAACACCUUCCUCCUCUUUGUGUUUUGUGGCACUUUCAAAAUGUAGAGAAAUAAACCAAAUGACCCCACGGUCACAGGAACCAUACAGCGUCGUCAGGCAGAUGAGCAGCCACCUGUCACCUGAGGCUGGCCGUGCCACUUGUAACUCUGUCUCUUUUCAAAGGUGCUAAAAACCGAAGCCUGCUAGGAGGAAACUUUCUCUGCUUCCUGAAAUGAUUCAGAUACACUAAUUUUCCAUACUUUAUACUUUUGUUAGAACAAUAAAUUAUUCAAAAUUAAA